AUGGCUUCCGUGCCCCCCACCAGCUGGCAGGACUUGGGCUGCGCUGCACCCCCUCUUUCGGGGAAAGGAGGCCGCAGCCGCAGACACCUGGGGCCCGAGGUUCGGGGCGCGGGGGGUGGGGGGGGCACUUCGCAGCCGCCAGAGCGUUGUCCAACACGUGAGACUCAUGUGAUGAAGCCGGGGAGGCGGGCAGGUCGCUCCUUCCCUCCCCGGCAGCGGCCAGACUUCCAGUCGUUCAGACUGCUAGCUGCCAGCGCGCAGAAGCGCGCGCCCCAUGGAGCGGAUCGCGCCAGCUACCUUCCUACCUGCCUGCCCAAAGCGCCAGGACUGGAGCACGGAGACCUGUCAGGGGAUGGAUUUGCCCACAUGUACCAAGUGUACAAGUCCAGACGGGGGAUCAAACGGAGCGAGGACAGCAAGGAAACUUACAAAUUGCCGCAUCGGCUGAUUGAGAAAAAGAGACGUGACCGGAUAACGAGUGCAUUCCAGUUGAAGGAUCUCCUACCCGAACACCUCAAACUUACAACUUUGGGUCACUUGGAGAAAGCAGUGGUCCUAGAGCUUACCUUGAAGCAUGUAAAAGCAUUGACAAAUCUGAUUGAUCAGCAGCAACAAAAAAUCAUUGCCCUGCAGAGCGGAUUGCAAGCUGGUGACUCAGCAGGAAGAAAUAUCGAAGCAGAAGAAAUUUGCUCAGGUUUCCAGACGUGUGCCCGGGAGGUGCUUCAGUACCUGACCAAACAUGAAACUCGGGACCUGAAGUCUUCCCCUGUCACUCAUCUCCACCGCGUGGUCUCCGAGCUGCUGCAGGGUGGUACUUCCGGGAAACCAUCGGACUCGGCUCCCAAAGCCAUGGACUUCAAAGAGAAACCCAGCUUGGCCAAGGGAUCAGAAGGGCCUGGGAAAAACUGUGUGCCAGUCAUCCAGCGGACUUUGCCCCCUCGGGGGGGAGAGCAGAGCGGAAGUGAUACGGACACAGACAGCGGUUACGGAGGUGAAUUGGAGAGGGGUGAUUUGCGCAGUGAGCAGUCCUACUUCAAGAGCGAUCACGGUCGCAGGUUCACCAUGGGAGAACGAGUCAGCACGAUCAAGCAAGAAUCUGAAGAGCCCCCCAAAAAGAGCCGAAUGCAGCUCUCAGAUGAGGAGGGCCACUUCACUGGCAGUGACCUGAUGGGUACCCCGUUUCUGGGCCCCCACCCACAUCAGCCUCCCUUCUGCCUGCUCUAUCUCAUCCCACCUUCGGCAACGGCCUACCUGCCUAUGCUGGAGAAAUGCUGGUACCCACCCUGUACCAUUAUUAUACCCAGCCUCAAUACCUCUGCAGCAGCCCUCUCCAGCUUCAUGAACCCAGACAAGAUCCCGACUCCCUUGCUCCUGCCCCAGAGACUCCCUUCUCCCUUGGCACAUUCGUCCCUUGACUCUUCGGCCUUGCUCCAGGCUCUGAAGCAUCCCCCUUUAAACUUAGAAACCAAAGACUAAACUCUUGAAAGAGAAUCUGCUGCUGCUUCGCUUUCCUUCCUCCCUGAUUCCAAAACCACAAAGGUCGGCCCUCCAUGCAGACCCACAUAGGAGAUUCAGAGUGUGUGUGUGUGUUGUGUGUGGUGUGUGUGUGUGUGUGUGUAUGUAUAGGACAUUAAGUUCCUUCUGACACAGGGAAGACACGAAAAGGA
Messenger RNA from Peromyscus leucopus (white-footed mouse), 1667 nucleotides. RefSeq names its product class E basic helix-loop-helix protein 40. Gene Ontology annotation, biological process: regulation of transcription by RNA polymerase II; anterior/posterior pattern specification; circadian regulation of gene expression. Gene Ontology annotation, molecular function: DNA-binding transcription factor activity, RNA polymerase II-specific; RNA polymerase II cis-regulatory region sequence-specific DNA binding; protein dimerization activity. Lineage: Eukaryota; Metazoa; Chordata; Mammalia; Rodentia; Cricetidae. The record is from RefSeq and is a predicted model, not a curated record. Gene Ontology annotation, cellular component: nucleus.